Molecule: messenger RNA, 1041 nt
Organism: Anolis sagrei ordinatus
Lineage: Eukaryota; Metazoa; Chordata; Lepidosauria; Squamata; Anolidae
Product: acetylserotonin O-methyltransferase-like
Biological process (GO): methylation; melatonin biosynthetic process
Molecular function (GO): acetylserotonin O-methyltransferase activity
Source: RefSeq, a predicted model, not a curated record
AUGGAUAGUACAGAAGAAAUGGCUAAAAUCUUAUUUCAGCAUCAACAUGGAUUUGUUGUUACGAAGAUUAUGUCGACUGCCUGUGAGUUAGGAGUAUUUGAUCUGCUUUUGGAGUCAGAAGGCUUCCUCUCCUCAGCUGAGAUCGCUGAACGUCUGGGCACCAGCCAAAUGGGAAUGCAAAUGCUGCUGGAGGCAUGUGUGGGCCUAAAAUUACUAAAGAUGGAGAGGAAGGACAAUGAAGGUUUUUAUGGAAACACGGACCUUGCCAAUCUCUUCCUGGCUAAAUCAAGCCCAAAGUCCCAGUAUGAAUACACAAGGUUUUUCUCUGAGUUUAUUUAUUCGAGUCCACAGUACCUGACAAAAGCUAUAAGGGAAGGAAAACACCAGUUUCCAUUGAUAUUUGGCAUUCCAGAAAAAGACUUUUAUACGAACUUUUACAGUUCAGAGGAAAAGUUGCAAGGAUUACAAAAUGCCAUGGGGGAUACCUGGAGUCUGUAUGGUCAGGAGGUGAUAUCUGCUUUUGACCUCUCUGGUUUCCACAUUGUUUGUGAUUUGGGAGGAGGUACUGAUUCCUUUGCCAAACAAUACAUUUCAUUAUACCCAAAUUCAACUGUGACUAUUUUUGACUUACCUGAAGUGGUGGAAAAAGCAAAGAAGCGUUCUGUGUCCUCAGAGGAACACCAGAUAAAUUUCCAGAGUGGGGAUCUUUUUAAUGAUCCGAUUCCUGAAGCUGAUCUGUAUAUAUUGGCUCGAAUUCUCCAUUGUUGGGAUGAUGAGAAGUGUUUGGCUCUGCUGACUAAACUACACAAGGCCUGUAAGCCUGGUUGUGGUGUAUUAAUAGCGGCGAUGGUUCUCAAUGAAGACAGAAGUGGGCCUUUAGAAGCCCACAUCUUCUCCAUAAUAAUGAUGGUUGUCUUAGGAGGAAAAGAACGGACCGCAUCCGAGUACAAUGCACUCCUUGUUGCAGCUGGAUUCAAGGAUGUUCAGUUCAAGAAAGGACAACUUUUUGAUGCUGUUUAUGGAAGAAAAUAAAACAUCUUU